Molecule: messenger RNA, 2169 nt
Organism: Eubalaena glacialis (North Atlantic right whale)
Lineage: Eukaryota; Metazoa; Chordata; Mammalia; Artiodactyla; Balaenidae
Gene: AQP6
Product: aquaporin 6
Exons: 4
Coding region: 159-1004 (281 amino acids)
Biological process (GO): transmembrane transport
Cellular component (GO): plasma membrane; apical plasma membrane
Molecular function (GO): water channel activity; nitrate transmembrane transporter activity
Source: RefSeq, a predicted model, not a curated record
UGCCAGUCUGACCACACAGUCCUCAGGGCAGCAGCACUGUGGAAGAGCUGCAGGCUGGGGCCGGAGCAGCCCAGAGACAGGAGACCAGAGGAGGCAGAGGAGAUCAGAGGGAAGAGAAACAGAGGCCCCGGGAGCAAAGGCACCAGGACCCGGACGCAAUGGAGUCAGGCAGGCACAGCUUGGCCAAGAUGCUGGUGUGCCGGCUCUGGACGACCAUCAGCAAGGCUCUGUUUGCCGAGUUCCUGGCCACGGGGCUGUACGUGUUCUUUGGCGUGGGCUCGGCUCUGAGAUGGCCCUUGGCGCUUCCCUCUAUGCUGCAGAUUGCCAUCACCUUCAACCUGGCCACGGCCGUGAUCGUGCAGAUCACCUGGAAGGCUAGUGGGGCCCACGUCAACCCUGCUGUGACGCUGGCCUUCCUCGUGGGCUCCCAAAUCUCCCUGCCCCGUGCUGUGGCCUACGUGGCUGCCCAGCUGGCAGGGGCCACAGCGGGGGCUGCUCUGCUUUACGGGGUCACGCCUGGGGACAUCCGAGAGACCUUUGGGGUCAACGUGGUCCGGAGCAGCGUCUCCACGGGCCAGGCGGUGGCAGUGGAGCUAGUCCUGACCCUGCAGCUUGUGCUCUGCGUUUUUGCUUCCACCGACAGCAGACAGACUACUGGCUCCCCAGCUGCCACGAUUGGAGCCUCUGUGGCAGUGGGCCACCUCAUUGGGAUCUACUUCACUGGCUGCUCCAUGAACCCAGCCCGCUCCUUUGGUUCUGCUGUCAUCGUCGGGAAGUUCGCCGUCCACUGGAUCUUCUGGGUGGGACCCCUGACGGGGGCUGUCCUGGCUUCGCUGAUCUACAACUUUAUCCUGUUCCCUGACACCAAGACCCUGGCCCAGCGACUGGCCAUCCUCACAGGCACUGCGGAGGUGGAGGAGGUGGAAGGGGUGGAGCCCCAGAAGAAAGAAUCCCAGUCCAGUUCAGAGGACACUGAAAUGGAGAAUGUGUGUCAGGUGGCAUAGAACCUGGCCCCUGCCCUCAAGCUUCUGAAAAGAGCCCUGAAAGUGGGCAGCAUGCUUUGUGUAACCAGACUUCAGGUUUUCCUGGGGGGCGGGGGGCUUGCGAGGUGCGGUAGGGAGGCUUGGCCUCUUGUCCUAACAGGGUGGGCGGGGGAUCCCUGGCAUUACAUUUCUAGAUGGAAUCUGGGAAGCAAAUCUGCUCAGUUUCCUCCUCCUACCUCUCUUUUAAUGGUACAGAGCAGAGCGAGGCAGGGGGAAUUCAUGAUUGCUCUCCCCGUCUCUCAUCUGUCUGGACCCCAGUGGGGGUCCUGGGCUUCCAGGUCCCCAUAUCUUGGAGAAAAGGGAAUUUGAGCCCAGACAGACACUCUGCUUAGAGACUGAGGGCUUUGGGGACCUCUGGGAAUCACAACUUCUCACCCCACCCUUGGGGAGGAGGGGCCAGACUUCCCAGAAGAAUCAGGCCCUAGGACAGCCUCUGCACUCCUCAGAGGGAUGUCUCUGCUCUUGGAUGAGGACGGGGGCUGUGGCUCCCCCGUCAGAUGGGGGGCUUCCUGAGGCCAGAGAUUGCCCUCCCAAUAGAUCUUCAUUCCUUUCUCCUCCAAAUGCUCAGCAGAGAGCCCCUCCCUUGGGAAGAGCUGACACAGAGAGGAACCUUUUCUCCGGCCAGCAGAGGGGCAUGAUAUAGGCAAGGGAGGUUCAGGCCAGACAGGCCUUUCUCCCCAGGUGUUCUCCUGCUUUCCACUCCACAGCCCCAUUCACAAGAGCGAUCCUGAGAGGGGAAAUGUCCUAUCCCAGCACUUGGUCCCUGACCUGGGCCUGAAGAAGCCGUCUCCAGCCUCAUUCUCAGCUCUGCCGGGAUCCCCCAAAAGCUGUUGAAUACGUCCCAAGGAUGGUAGGAACUCAGGAAUGACCCAGGAAACCAAGAUUUGCAAUUCAGUGCCUCUGAAGUAUUAUCUGAGUCUCACCUUGUUUGUUAAUAUUUACAAGCUGCGGUAAAUCUACUCUGCCUGUGAUUUGCGGUCCUGUCUGGAUCUCAGCUUCCUCAGCUGUAAAAAUCUCCCCCAGAGACUGAUGUUAAAACAAACAAGAGGUUGGAAAAUGUUUUUGGAGGUUAAAAAGCUAGAAAAACAAACCCAAUAAAUGAUGAUUAUUGUUGCUGUUACUGUAA